This is a messenger RNA of Echinococcus granulosus, 435 nucleotides long. RefSeq lists its product as hypothetical. The record is from RefSeq and is a predicted model, not a curated record. NCBI's taxonomy places the organism in Eukaryota, Metazoa, Platyhelminthes, Cestoda, Cyclophyllidea, Taeniidae. The transcript has a single exon. Bases 1 to 435 code for a protein of 144 amino acids.
AUGAACACGACUUGCACUAGGAUCACUCUGCCCGCCAGCAUCUUCCGUCCCCGCCUCAUCACUCCACAUCCCCAAAGUACCACCACGAAGGCGGCGACCUCCAAGUCACGGCCACUGAUAGACGGGUUCACACGACGACUGAGAGCCCAGCGAACACGGGUGUGUGCGUGGCUGGAGCGCGGCGGUGUCUUCGACAGCGCUCUAAUGCCGCAGCCCCGACCCCGUGCUCUUCUGCAAGACCGCCUACGCUGCGUCGUCCCUGCCAGUACUAAUGGCAACGGCGACAACGCCUCUCGAUGGGGCCCAGCGCCCCACGCCUGCAGUCCCAGCUGGGCUGACUUCGACGAUCCGCGCGCCGUUACUUUCAAGUGGAUUGGAACCGAUGGCAAGUCAAUCUCUGUCCACCCUUAUCCACUUUUGCCUCCAUCACAGUAA